Molecule: messenger RNA, 1074 nt
Organism: Vicia faba (fava bean)
Lineage: Eukaryota; Viridiplantae; Streptophyta; Magnoliopsida; Fabales; Fabaceae
Source: the annotation of a GenBank genome assembly
AUGGACUCAGACUCUAGCACCAUUGAACAUCAAGAUAGCUUACUAUCUCACUUUGUUUCGAAGCUCAACGAGUAUCUCAGUCAGCAUCAGGUGUACAAGUUCUCUGAUGAUGAGAAGCUUGCACAAAUGUUUGGUCUUUUUUCACUUUUCAUUUUAGCCCGAACUAAAUUUGGAAUACUUCAUCCCAAGCAUCACUUGUCCAACAAAGUGGAUGAGCUGUAUUUAAGAUAUCAAAUUCUACUAUGCUUCGAGAUUCGUGUCAAAAUUUAUGGGCUAAAUUUCUUGGAUGAGAUGGAAAAUGUCCAACUAAGGCACUAUGUUGAUUUUUGCAAAAUCAUAAUUUCCAUCAUUCGAAUGUUGCUCGAUCUACCAAUCACCAACACCAAUGAUACAUUUCUGGUUAAGCUCAUUCCUUCACUGAAACUUGCAAAUAAUUACAGCAAGAUGGAGGAUGACUCAGGUAAGAAAAUGGUGAGAAAAUUAUUAGAGCAUAUAACGAACCGGUCUGAUAUUUUAUUGAAGAAAGCAGAGUCUUCUCACAUAGAUCCUGAGAUUAUUGAAUUCUGUUGUAUAACCUUGACUCUUAUUAAGGACUCUCCAUUUAGCACCGCACUUUGCUCGAUUGCAAAAGAUAUGUGCUAUUCACUUCCAAAUUGCUCCAACAAUAAUUCAGUAUAUGUCAAAAAAAUUCUUACCACUAUUAAAUCUGACUCUAAGAAGCCUCUCAUUAUUGAUUUUAAGGCCCACAAAUUACUCCAUCUCCCCUCCCCUACCAAUAUGGUAUCAUCAGCGAAUUGGAACAAACCAUAUGAGACCUCAUCAUUCACUAUGAAUCCUUUGUACAUACCACUCUUCAAUCAUUUAGCUACCAAAGCAAAUAAUAAUGCUGAUAAGGGAUCGCGUUGUCGUAAUCCCCGUGACACAACGAAAUCCUUCGUGGGACUGCCAUUGAUUAGAAAUGGCAUAAUGUUGUUGAAUACUCUUUCCUCUAUCCAUCUUAUCCAUUUGUGCCAGAAACCAAAUCUUCUAAGUAAAUAUUGCAGGAAGUCCCAGCUUACACAAUCAAAUACCUGA